CUGGAGUCUGGAUGUGCGGAGAAUCCGUCGAGCUUCAAACAUCAGGCCCGAAGGAACAGGAAGUUUUCCAGACCCCUGGGAACACAUGCUUGCAUCACAUUAAUCAGCUUGUCGGCGCUGGCGUGCACAGCGGCACACAGAAAGAGCAGUCUCCUCCAAGUAGGGCAUCUGUAAACUUGAAAGGAAAGGAAUUUUGAAAGGAAUUUUUUUUGUCCCCUGCCAGAUGUACAAGUUUCGGGUCUUUCUUUGCCCUCUGGAAAUGGAAGGAGAACAAUUUAUUUUUCCUUCUUAUUCCUCACCUCCAGGUGCUUCUCCGGGUUUGUGGUCCAGUCAGUCCAGCUGUUGCCUGUGUACCGGUUGUGGAUUCUGAGUUACAAGAGGGUCUUUUCUUGUAUGAGCAGUGAACAGUCUUGGAAAGUGAUGUCAUUAUUACAAUACACACGGGAUGGUCUGAUGACUAAAUCUGUGUGCUGGCAGAGUUGGGUCCCUCGACUUCAAGGCUCUGCUCUUCACAAGACAGACAAGAUUUAAAGCUUUCAGAAUUCUGCAGGUCUCACGGCACAGUUCCUGGUGUCUCAGAUACUGGCUAAAUGAAAGUAGGACUGCGGUUGGUUUCGGUUCCCCACUGAGCGCUCGUUCUGCGCAGGGACACUUGACCUCGUCGUUCUCCCCUCCGUGGGAGUUCUGCUUCCCACAAUGCACAUGCAGUGCUCUGCUUCCCAGAAUGCUUCUGCACACCUGGCCGGGCCCUGAAUCUGCGAGAGCUCAGCCCUCCUGCCACACGGGGCUUGAUCCUGGCCUUCUGUCCGCCAGGAGCUACAGGGCCACACCCAGGGGAGCACAGCGGUUCUGUGCCUUGCAGCGCAGCCUGACAAAGACCCGUCCCCGCCCCCCGCAGGCCCCGCCUCCUCGUCGCCGGGCGCCGCCAUGACGUCGCGGGUGUUGCUACGGCAGCAGCUGAUGCGGGAGCAGGCCCGGGAGCAGGAGCGGAGGGAGGCCCAGCAGCAGGCGUCCGCCGCGCAGCUCCGCCCCUCCGACCCGUCCCCCGCCAUCAGCGUGUCCGCGCCCAGCCCCGCCUCCCGGCCGCCGCCCGCGCAGGUGCCCGUCGAGGUGCUGAAGGUGCAGACGAACCUGGAGAACCCCACCAAGUACCACAUCCAGCAGGCUCAGCGCCAGCAGGUCAAGCAGUACCUGUCCACCACCCUGGGCAACAAGGUGGCCACCCAGGCGCUGGGCGUGUCGCCCUCUCCCCAGCCGGGCUCCGCGCCCGAGCUCACGGCGGCGGCCAGCAGCGCCCCCAACAGCCCCAUGGCGCUGCUCAACCUGGGCUCCAACUCCGAGAAGGAGAUCGAUGACGUCAUUGAUGAUAUCAUCAGCCUGGAGUCCAGUUUCAAUGAUGACAUCAUGUCUUUCAUCGACACCUCCCUGCAGAUGCCCAAUACGCUGCCGGUGUCGGGGAAUCUGCUGGAUGUGUACAGCGGCCCGGGCGUGGCGGCGCCCGCCAUCACGGUCAGUAACUCCUGCCCGGCGGACCUGCCCAACAUCAAGAAGGAGAUGACCGAAGCCGAAGCGAAGGCCCUGAUGAAAGAGCGGCAGAAGAAGGACAACCACAACCUGAUUGAGAGAAGGAGGAGAUUUAACAUCAACGACCGGAUCAAGGAACUGGGAACUCUCAUCCCAAAGUCCAGCGACCCGGAGAUGCGCUGGAACAAAGGCACCAUCCUGAAGGCUUCGGUGGACUACAUCCGCAAGCUGCAGAAGGAGCAGCAGAGAGCCAGGGAGAUCGAGUCUCGGCAGAAGAAGCUGGAGCAUGCGAACCGCAGCCUGCUGCUCAGGAUUCAGGAGCUGGAGAUGCAAGCUCGCCUGCACGGCCUCGCGACCCCGGCGUCCUCCAUCGGCACCGAGCCGGCGGUCAGCCUCCUUCAGCCCCAGCAGAAGCAGGGCGGCCAGCAGCUGGAGCCCAGCUCGGGCGACGCCCUGUCCGCCUCUCUCCUUCCAGCCAGCAGCCUGGGGGGUGGGGCUGCCCUGCCUUUCCCCUCCUCCUACAUCUCCCCGCCCCCGUCCACCUCCCCGGGGGGCGUGGCCAUGAACAGCCCCCAUGACCUGGGCUCCCUGAGCUUCGCGGAGCUGGACGACUCCGCCGCGGCCUUUAACUCCGCCCUCAUGUCGGACGUGGGCCUGGGCGACAUCCUGAUGGACGAUGGGGGCGCCCUGUCGCCCGUCGGGGCCGCUGACCCCCUGCUUUGCUCGGUCUCCCCGGGGGCAUCCAAAAGCAGCAGCCGGCGCAGCAGCUUCAGCAUGGAGGAGGACUUGUGACCGAGCAGCACAGGCAGGGGGCGCUGUGAGGCCCUUGGGCAGCACCCGCCAGGUCUGUUUUUAAUCCCGAGCUGAAAAGUGAGAUGGACAAAAGGAGCGGAAAUAUACAUAUGAAUUCUAGAUAGCAGAUAAGAGUCGGGCUAUGUUUUACGGUUUCUCGUCUUUCCUGUUUGCUCAUUCUGUUUUUCCUGUCUGUGCGGUAUGAUAGCUGGGACGAAAAUUACGCUUCAUUGAAACUGUAGAAAAGAGGGAGUAAACGUUGAAGUCGGGGAUCUCGGCCUUCCUGCUUCGGGAGGAAAGAGUUGAGCCACAGAAGUCCUUCAGGGACUCUCACCCUAAACAGUGUCGUUUUAUUUCUUUUCUGAACGGACUGAAUGGGAUCAGGAUCCAGAAAAAAAUAGAAAAAUGCAUAUAUGCUUCUACACGUGUAUAACAGUGGCACAGCCACUAGCCGAUUGCCCCGGCACAGGGGCCUGAUCCCCUCCAGACUCUACUAGCCGAUUGCCCCGGCACAGGGGCCUGAUCCCCUCCAGACUCUACUAGCCGAUUGCCCCGGCACAGCGGCCUGAUCCCCUCCAGACUCUACUAGCCGAUUGCCCCGGCACAGCGGCCUGAUCCCUUCCAGUUUCGCCAUAGGGCACCAGCUCUUGCCUCCCAUUACAGAAGAGUCUCGCUAAGAACUUCUAGCUGCAGGAUUUUAAAUAAGAAAUACUUCGUUAAUUAACUGCAUGUCAAAAACAAGAGUCUCUCCUAUUAAGACUGACACAGAUGCUGCACAUGCAUUCUCAUUCAAUGCUGAGACGCACACAGGGUGAUAGAGAAUGCAUCUUACACUCUGACCCAACUUUCAUGUCGUUCUUGUGACAAAUCGUUUUUUGUGGAUAAACGGCAGAUACUCUGUGACUCUUCCAUGAUCAGGUUUUCUGUCUUUUAAAGGCGGACUUGCAGCUGUUUGUUCUUGACUAAAGCCAUCUGACACAAUUACAUUUGAUUGAUGAGAGGUUUGCUGCCCACGAAGGACAACAUGAUUUUAAAGGAAAUUGAAACUAAAAAGAUGCUGAUCCUGGGAAAUCAGGACUCCUGCCUUGCGAAGGACAAAUCAGCAGAGAGCAGUCAAGACACAAGGAUGUGUGCUAAACACUCCACUGAAGUUCUCUUUUAGAACUCGCCCUUAAAAUUAAUCGCUCAAUAAUUAAUCCUGACGAACCUGGUUUCCAGAGAGCAUGGCACAUUUCUUCUUAAAACCAGCACUUUUGUACAAUAGGUUUAGAGAGGAGUGCAGGGGGUUUCCAUAAAAGCCCAGAAACAGCGUGCUUCUGUUUAAUUUCUGAUGCACACAACGGCAGCAACAAAAAUCCAGGAAAACGCAACUAAAACAGUUGUAUUGGAUUAAGGCAAUGUCAGUCACUACUUAAAAAAAAAUUUUUUUUUUUAGUAUUUGAUUCUCAUUUCUAAAAUCAUAAUCCGGGCCCACACGAGUCCAGCCCGAUCAGCUUAGACCCAGGGGAACCGCUCCAUCUCUAGUGCGGCCGAACCGAGCCGAUUCGGGAUGAACUGGACAAAGGGCGAUUCCCAGGCCGGCCUCGAGCUCCAGCUGUCACGAAACACUCGGGAAGAAAAAGCACAGGGCACAAUCCCCCCCCACCUUUCUGAUCGGGAACACAGCCGAUCACAAGCACAGCGGAAACUGGGUCGGGCCCUGGGAUUGAUCUUUGGAACCCAGGUUCCUCGUGACCGAGCUGCAGUCUGGGUUCCUGCGGACAAAAUGUCUGCAGUAACUCCAGAAUAAUCUGCGUAGCAGGUUUAGAAUUUUGAAGGAUUUUGUGCCUGUUCAGCCUGGGGAACAUGUUUGCGGUAUACAGGGAUGGAGGGAGGUUUAGGGCGAGGUGCAGAGCCAGCUAUACCACUGGACUCUUUACACUUCCGAGCAGUGCCAAUAGCAACAGAGCAAUAGCAACGUCAACCGGUAACUGACGCCCAGCAGUCAAGUCUGAGUGCGCGCUCUCUUUAGGUCUGUGUGUAUAUAUAUAUACUGUGUAUAUCACAUACAAUGUAUUAGGAUGUGCUAAAACAAAAAAGGUAUAUAUUUUCAAAAAUGAAAGAGCAAUGUAUAAUGUUACAUUUUGUAGACUGUCUUAAAGGUCUCGAGAACUGAAGCCCUUAUUUUCCCCAUUGUGGUUUUAAAAGCCUAAUAACGACUUUCACACUGUGCGUAGUUUUAAAGGUUUUCUUUGAAAUGACUCAUUUUUGACCUGGAGUUUGACACCCGCAGGGUAGAAUCUGCACUGCGUGUUGGAGGCAGCGUGUUAGAAGGCUUGAUCGGGGGAAAAGUGGCAUCGCUUUUGGGGUGGAAAAGGACGUGUCCGGGACGUGUUCACGGGUCAUCGCCGUUUCGGGCCGUGUUGAGGCUCUGCAGACACGGGCGGCGGUCCGUGCCCGUCUCUGGUCACACUGAACCCAAGACGCACAUCUAUACAGCGUCUCCUGCAGGAGGCGGCCAGCCCGUGCAGCAGCGCCCUGCCCUGCGGGGGAAAUCCCAGUGCACCCCCCCCCCAAGCACGGCGGUCGGGGCCCAGCCGUUCGGAUAGUCGGAUCACCCCGGGAGCUCCCAUUCCAAACACACUGCCGGAACGAUCCUCCCUUUAGAACGCCCCGAUUCCAGAGCGCCUUCCAAAAAUCCACCGUAACGCUCCAACGCCAGGAAACGUUCAGAUGCGGCGAACGCACCUGUGUGGGAGCUGCUCCAGUUCCAGCCCCUCCGCCUCGGCACCCGUGGGUGAGGCUGCCGAUUCGGCCGAGCUUGUCCUCGAGCUCGGGGGGGGGGCCUGGGGCUGGGGGCCGCCGUUCCCCUCACCAGUCCUCCGGCCUCGCAGGGAGAGCGGCGGCCCCGGCUCUCCUUUUCUCCCUUGUUUAGCAGCACGCGCGGUAGAUCACCUGUCGCGAGGAAGCAGUGCGAUCCAAAAGAGAGGCUAAGAGGCCGCGGCUGCACUGCACUGCACUCGGCCCGUUUGUGCUGGCCUUCGUGGAGAUCAUGCCGACCGACUCCCACGUGCUCCGCGCUCCCAGGCCCGGGGAGAGCGAGUGCCGGGAUCAUCUUGAGCUUUGUGCCGAGAGGAAUCGGCCUACGGGACUGUUCAGUCGGUGUGACGCCGCUGUCUCCUUCCCGCUGGGCCCCGAGGUUAUCACCCAGCUCCGCAGGGGGGAGGGGGGCACUGAAGGCACACAGGGGACCCCCCCGACCUUCUGCACAGUGAAACAGAGGUUUUCGUCUUCCCCUGGCGGUUUUAAUGCACAGAAUGCAGCCCUGUGGCAGCAGCAGUGCCUGGCUCUCCUGUGAGCCCAGCUCCGUUCGGAAGAGCAGUGGGAAGUUGCCCAGUUCACAUGACAUAUGAGCAGCUCUGUGAAUACGGGAGGGCCCUGUGUGCGUAGUGAUGUACUGCUGCUGUGAACUGCUGUUCAGCACUGUUCGCAUAGUCUAGGUCAACAGCAUGGAAGUGUAUUUUUUCUAAGCACCUGUCGGAAAGGGAGCGUGCUGCUCAGUGUCCCAGCCCAGCGAGCCGGCCUGCUCUCUGCCCUGCGGGAGGGUGUUCAGUGUUCUGUGAAUGCUUUUCCCCCUCCCCCCCCAGCUUGCGUUUUGGAUUUGAACUGGCCGUUCUGCUCUGUGCCCUCCCCCGAGACAAAGCCGCGUGGCAGGCGGAGCAGGGAAACGCUCUGUUCCCUCCCCAGAGGCUCACGCAAAACUUAAAAGGGAAAAAAAAUCGAUUCCAGUCGAGGUGACCGGCCACUCCCUCUGUAGCUUUUCAAUUUUUUUU
Molecule: messenger RNA, 6128 nt
Organism: Lepisosteus oculatus (spotted gar)
Lineage: Eukaryota; Metazoa; Chordata; Actinopteri; Semionotiformes; Lepisosteidae
Gene: tfe3a
Product: transcription factor binding to IGHM enhancer 3a
Biological process (GO): regulation of transcription by RNA polymerase II
Cellular component (GO): nucleus
Molecular function (GO): DNA-binding transcription factor activity, RNA polymerase II-specific; RNA polymerase II cis-regulatory region sequence-specific DNA binding; protein dimerization activity
Source: RefSeq, a predicted model, not a curated record